Molecule: messenger RNA, 4742 nt
Organism: Gasterosteus aculeatus aculeatus (three-spined stickleback)
Lineage: Eukaryota; Metazoa; Chordata; Actinopteri; Perciformes; Gasterosteidae
Gene: il2rb
Product: interleukin 2 receptor, beta
Biological process (GO): cytokine-mediated signaling pathway; immunoglobulin mediated immune response
Cellular component (GO): external side of plasma membrane
Molecular function (GO): protein binding; cytokine receptor activity
Source: RefSeq, a predicted model, not a curated record
CUUGCGCCGUACGCCGCCCCAUGAAUGUCAUUCCCCUCUCAUUUAACGUUUGAGACCGGAGGUUUGUUUACAGAUAAUCUCUCGAGGGGCCGUUGCUCCAGACAUGAAAUGUUCGGUGACCUUUGAGUGAAGAGCAGGCUGCAGAUUUGACUGCUCUACGCGAGAUGCGCACGUGGGGUUUUGCAGUGGUUGCGGCUGUAACAGCAGCGGUUUUGAUGCCGUACAACUCUUGAAGGUGUGUGUGUUUGUAAUUUGAAUGAGGCCAUAGGUUCCACAUCUGGAUCCUUGGGCCACUCUAGUCCUCAGAAUCGUCACUUUAAGGUGUUUAAGGUGUUUAAAUUGAGUCCCGGGAACCUUCGUGACAGGACGACGUUUCCCUCUGAACAACCCUCCUCACUUUGGGGAUUGGGACGGGAUCGAAAGAGGAUGUGGUGGGGUUUUCAUUUCUUGUUUUUGUUGGAAUGAUCACCGUGACGACGUCCAGGUAGCUGUUUGCUGGUGAGCCGGAGGAGGUGCUCUGCAACUUCCCCCCCCCCCCCGCCCGCCCGUCCUCUCACACAGCGUUGUGAGGCUUCCUGUAAGCCCCAGAGACGGGCUGUGUGGUUACAAGUGGAAAAUGUCACUGGGCACUUUAAAGAAGACACUGGGCCGCGACAGAGGAGAAGGAGGGAUGAGCGACAGACAGAGAGAGGGAGAGAGAUCACGCCAGAGACACACACGAGGACAGGAAGAAAAAAGGAUGUCUUUUAAACUCGUCAGUCCAGCAGAGGACACUGCAAUGUGUCUCUCGGGGACCCUCUGAUCAGUUCUAUUGUGGCCAUGGCCGUGCAGGUCCUGGUGACCCUGUCCGUCCUCGCGGUUCUGUUUUCAAAGUCCGCAGCAGACUCUCAAGACUCACACGGACUCUCCUGCGUGAAUGACUUUGUGAACAACGUGAGCUGCACGUGGGACGGCUCUGGACUGGACUGCUGGAUCGUUGGUAUGAAGAUUACCUGGGCCAAACGGGCAACGAUUAUUCGAAGCUGCAAACUGAAACAACACCGGAACUCUCCGUCAGGGUGCAGUUUUGUCUUUGAAAAUGAAGAGUUCAACCCUUUUAUGAAGGAGAUGCCCUACAUACGAGUGGAGUGUAACGGGACGAUGGUGGAGAACAUCACAAACUAUUCACCAUUCAAUCACGUCAAAAUGCAUCCUCCGAGCGUUCCCAAUGUCAGCUGCACGCCCAACAGGACCCUGAUAUCCUGGAGCCCAGGAGGUCCUCCGUCAGACUACUUCAAAUCCUUCAACUUCCAGGUUCAGAUCAAACAGAAAAACAAGUCAUGGAAUGAGUCCAACACUUUGUUCACACAAGAACAAGAGCUGAUCGUAGCCAGUUGGAAAGUGAAGGGGCCCUGCCAGGUCCGGGUGAGAGUCAAACCCGUUUUUCUCCGGACAAGCAGCCACUGGAGCGACUGGAGUCCUACGACAUCCUGGCUGGGUGCAACAGACACGGGGACAACAACACAGGAUGAAGAGGGGGUUCUGGAUACGUCAUCCAUUGUGAUGCGUGUUGGGAUGGUCUGCUUGAGUGUCUUCAUCGCAACGCUGGUCCUCUACAAGGGUUGUGCGAGCAGAGGGCUCCUCAAAGGGAGGCCAGUACCAAACCCUUCUAAAUAUUUCCACACUCUCCACUCUGUACACGGAGGCAAUGUGAAGGAAUGGCUGAAUCCUCCGUCGGCUGCUGAGUCGUUCUUCACAGCCCAGCCGUGCGACAGCAUCUCCCCAGUUGAGAUAUGCGAAGGCUGGGACGUGGUCGCCACCACCUCUCCCUCCUCCAGCUCCAGCAGCGCCCUGCUUCACUCCAGGCACGACCCUCGGACCGCCGGCUCGGACACCAGCGGCGUGGUUGACGAUUCCUCCUCCUCUUCAUCCUUCUUCUCCAACGUGGGCUACUUCAUAUCCAGCUCCUCCGGCAGCUUGGCACCAACUGGCCUCGGCCCGGCUCACCCGGCCUGUCGGGACGAUUUCCGCAACACCCUCAACCUCCGCCUCUCCCUCCACCCGGCGCUCGACGGCUGUCCAACCUACGAGAGCUUGACGAGGGAGCCGCACAGCCCCGACUCCGGCUUAGGCAUCGCAAAGGAAGACGAAGACGGCGAUGAAGACGAAAGGUUUGCUGAUGUGGAAGAGGAAGGUGCCUCCGACGAUGAGCCGAGCCCUGCUCGUCUCAUUCUCCAUCUCCCUUCCCAGACGUGCCCCUGUGCUCCACCCGCUCCUAACGCUCCCACUCUGACUACCAUAGCGAAUAAGAGCCAACAGGCGGAGGUAUCUGUGGCAGCUGCUCAUGGCCACUAUGCGGCCUGGCCCGUGCCCGGCGCCAUGUGCCGGUCUUCCUCCAUGCCCGUGGAGCCCUGCAAGACGGGCUAUCUGACACUCAAAGAGCUGCAGACGACAUUCAGCAAUAAAUCUAUCUGAACAACCUGUAAUGUUCACCUGGAAUAAUCCCUCCGUGGCGGCUUCUUUAGUAUGAAAUGUGUUCUCAUCACAGGCAGCCGGACUGACUGUUUAUUCCAAUGUGAUCGUAUAAGCAAGCAUUUCUGAUCGGUUUUACUAAUUUCAUUCACUUUAAGGGCUAAAUGAACAUUAUUCACUUAUGGCUUUAUAUUAAGCAUUUAUAUUAAGCCACUCGAUUACUGUAAAUCCAAUUUUAAUCACCUUCUUUUGCUUCGGUCUCCUCCAGCUACUUAGUGAAACAUCCACCAGCUCGUUUGGUGUACUGGACAGCCUGUGUUGCCUGCUGGGUCAUUAUUUUUUCCGGUACUUAUGUAGAAUAUACAUACAUUGUUGAACUGUAGGACUCUUCAGUCAGUAAGCUUCUUUUUCAUAAGUGUGUCAAAGCAUUGAGUUUAAAGUCACUUUAAAGUGAACGCUAGAAUCAGUCUUAAUAAUAGUCUAAAAAAGAUUUUCAUUUCAAGAGAACAAAAAUCUUCAUUUCUGCAGGCAGAUUUGGGAUUUUAAAAGCAUGAUUUAAAUGUGUUUGGACAGUGUAAAUAUUGCUGCUUUACUUACUAAUAGAGAAUGUAUGUAUUUAUUAGAUUGCUAUUUCCAGACCUAUGGAAAUCAUUGAGGUCUUUGCUGCUCUGUUCUCUACACAUGGCGUAUAUUUCAUAUUUCUGACGCACGCUGUUGUGACAUCUGUGCAGAGACCAAACAAAAAAAAAACCUGCUGGUAGAAAUGGGUCAACCUUUGGCUUCCUGUGUCGUUGUGGAGUAAAGAACGAGGGCUGGGCAUGUGCGACGUGAGAGAAGAGUGCGAGACGACGGAGGGAGUUGUGUGCGUGUAGUUGUGAGUGUUGACAUGUCCUGUCAGGUGGUCCCGGUGGUGUGUGUGAGAGUGAGAAUGUGUAUUAGAGUGUGGUUUGACAUUUAGCUAUGAUGGAACCAGCGACAUCCGUUCACCUCACAGAGAAUAUGUGAUAUUCAGCCAUGUCAAGAAAUAACACACUGCACUGCAGACACAAACAACACGCAGACACCUUAGUGCACUGCACACAAAAGAUAUUUGUAAUCAAUAGCGCACUUUCUGCUGCUGAGUCUUUGUCCUCACGGCCUUUCCAGUAGUUCACCCUGCUGGAGGAAUCAUGCCGAAAGGGUUGAGCUCUUUUUGUGAAUCGUUUGUAUCUUUAUGGAUCACCAAUCAAACCCAAGACAACGGGUUAUUUUGAGGUAGUGUUAACGUUAGGUUUUAAGUAAAUAAAGAGCUGGAAUAUAUCAUGACACAUUGUAAACAUACCAUAUUUGUGUGGGUAAAUACAACAAUAAUAUAAAUGCUCCACAGGGAUUUUGAUUUUUCAGAUACCCUUAAAAUACUGGUGUACUAGCGGAGAGAAGUUGUGAAACACCUUAUUAAACCAAAAGAAGCGCAAUCAAGUGAAAUGAGUAAAAGGCAUUUUUUUAAUUUGCAGUGUGAAAAAAUCAACUGUUAUCUUUUUAACAGAGAUAUAUACAUAUAUAGCAAAUGCUUAACUUUGUUUAACCCUGUGUAAGUGAACAAUUUAAAAUGUAUCAACAAUAAACACCAUUUGAUUACUUUUUAAGAAUUUAAACAGAUUUUUUAAUGGUUUUCAUUUUCAUUUUCUCCAUUAAUUCUCUAUGUUAUUUGCUACAACUUAUAAGAUAAGAAGUCUUCUCUGUUCAAUACUUUAACUUGUUUACGACCGUGUUUUCUGAGACAUAUUAUACCGUUGAACAGGAUGACAUUUAAAUGACAUUUCUGCCACGUAACGUUGAACUGCGGCUUUUACUGGCGUGAAUCACUGAACUCAACCUUCGUGUUUGGGACGGGCGUCUGCUCACAUUGUGUUGUGUACAUUCUCCAGUUAUCUCGCUGCUAUUGCAAAAGAAGAGUUCACAUCCGUGUGUCACUUUGUUGUGUGGGAACGUCCUUGUGUCGAGGCUGUUUGGCUGUUUGUUUUUUAUUUCUAGCAGUCCGAUACCAAAAUGUCUAACAACAUUGCCCCCUCUUCAAAUAAGCUACACGGUGUAAUAUCUCAUGGACGUUAUAGCACACUCCAUCACAAAAAGACAUGUUGUAGUUUAUCACGCAAAGUCAUGAAAUGUCCUAUUGUGGUUUUUCCAAAAAACACAAAAAGCCGUUAGGUCAGAAUCCAUGAUGUACUUCAUAUAGAAAAGUUGAAUAUGAAUUUGAUUAAACAGACGUGACAGCCAUUUUAAACUAUGUGUAAUAAAAUGAAUCCCAAAGA